Cladocopium goreaui is the source of this 2183-nucleotide messenger RNA. The record is from the annotation of a GenBank genome assembly. NCBI's taxonomy places the organism in Eukaryota, Dinophyceae, Suessiales, Symbiodiniaceae.
AUGGCAGCGGAGUGGAAACCAUCAGAUUGGGUUCGACUUGACGGGGCUUCUGCAUCAAUUCCCGGUGUUCCACAGAAUGAUGGAGCCAAAGCGUUCAAACACCCGGACACCUACGAGAGCUUGGUCAAUAGCUUCAUUGAGGACAUUGAGGAGGACGAAGAAGCUGAGCCAGAAGAUGCUGCGACGAGAAUGCGCCGGAUGUUUGCCAGUCGAGGCACCGAAUCCUUGGAGUUGUUCGAGGCUCAGGCAGCUCAGGAAGGAGAAAGAGGCAAUGAAUUUGCUGAAGCAAGGGUUCCAUUGGUGGACACCACCGUGUUCAUUUUCGGCAUGGGAUUUGUAGUGCUCGUAAAUGCUGUGCUCAUAGGUAUCGAGGUGGACUGGGGGAGAAACUCCCCAGUCUUUUUUAUGGCAGCCAAUCUAUUCUUUUUGAUUCUGUACUUAGCGGAGCUUUGCUUCAGGUUCGUGACGUUUGGCUCCGGUGUCUUCCAUGACUGGCUUACUGUCCUGGACAUGAUCUUGGUGGUUUUGGUUUUCAUUGAGCAGUUUGCCUUCCCAGGAAGCUUUGCAAGGUCCUUGCCAGCCUUUCGCCUCAUUCGUUUGUUGCGGUUACUGCGAACCUUGCGGUCUCUGAAGUCAUCUCCCCAACUCAUGGCUUUCGUUUCGAACGCAAUGAGAAUAAUGAAGACUCUCGGAUGGGUGACGCUCUGUCUCUUCCUCUUGCUGUGGGCUGUGUCUGCAGUCAUGCGCAAUGUCAUAGGCAGAUCGGCCGAGUGGAACGACACAUAUGAUCCGUGGCAGGAAUAUGAUCCCUUCGAAGCAUUCAACAACCGCGAGUACUUCGGAUCUGUGACGAAAAGUUUCUUCACGUUGCUUCAGGUGGUCACCACAGCGCAGUGGGCAAACAACAUAGCUCGACCUAUUGCUUUUGAGUAUCCAAUGACUGUCGCUUUUUGGGGCCUUUUCCUGCUUGUUACGACCUUUGGUCUCAUUGUAUGUGUAGUUGCGAACAUAGUUCAGGAUGCAAUUGAGACAUCUAGGGUUUUGGAGGCAUCAACCAAGGAGGUCGAGCGCGAAAAUCGGCAGAAUGCAGGAAGACGUGCGAGAACUUUGCUCCGAAUGAUUGAUGAGGAUGGAGAUGGUGAGCUUGACUUUGAUGAACUUGAUGCUGCUUUGAAGCAGAAGGAGUUCGUCCAGACCCUAUACAGCUUUGAAGUUCCAGUCAUGGAUGCUGAGAGCCUGCUGCGACUUUUCGACAAGAAAGUGUCAGGCACCCUCAGCUUUGACGCCCUUGUCAACGGCCUGGUGGGUAUGCUGGAUGACGUCGAAGACAAGGACUGGAUCCUUCUGUCCAUCUGGAGCGAAGGUUUGCACUUGCGAGCUGAUACUGUGGAGUUGCAGUGUGAACAGCUCCUGCAGCAGGUCGUCAAGCUGCGAAAGUUACUGCAACACAUGGAAUCUGCUUUGAAGCAGUUCUUAGUAAGUCGGGAGAAGACCUGGAUGUAUUACAGGGCGAUGGCUUACGUUCGUUCUGCACCACCUCCUGUACCAGCUUCAGUGCUCGAAGUCCUAAAUAUCCAAGUCAAGGAGGAAAUUCCUGAGGACGAAGGAGAUGCUUUCAUCGCGUUUGCUCGGCGUUACAUUGGUCCCAGCACAAGGGUCCUGCCGCCGGAGGAACCACCACCACGGCCACCAUUUCCAGAUGUCGCAAAGAGAUUGAUCAAUCGUAAAGCCGUGCUUCCACCAGCGCCAAUGCCUCCAGAAGUUUACCGUGCCAUGCACUACAAGGAGGAAGCUGCUCGAAUGGCCCAUGAACGAAGGUUUGAUGUUGAUGGAAAAAGUGGUGGAACAUCGGCUACCUUCUUGCAGCUUAAAAGGGAACUGGCAGUGGACUCAGAGCUUCUGGAGUAGAAAUGGUCGGAUGAUGUCGGAUGGCCAACUGAACGACAAAGAUCGAGAGGCAUUAUUUUAUUUAUUGAGUUUUAAUGCGCGUCUCACCAGCAUGAUUCAUUCAAUUCAUUCUUCCCUGCUCUUGCAAAGACUGGAGCCUGGUGAUUUGUGUCGAAAGCAGCACUAGUCACAGAGAGCCCAAAGCAUGGCUCUUGGCCUCUUCUUCUUGACCGAGCUUCGGCUUCGACAUCACUUGAUGGAAACAACAUAGUUUGUCUGGUUGCGAGGAGGUUGAU